AUGAAUAAAGGAAUAAGCUCGCAAGAUUAAGAUUAGCAAAUAGUUGAAACAACUAAUUUUAGUUAUUUUAAUACAAGGAGUUUUUAAAAUUUUAGCAAUUUGACUUAGAAUUUAAAUGAAAAACUCGUUAUGCUACAAAAUAAUUUGCAGGAAUCAAUUUAAACAGCUUCAAUUGAAUAUAAUUAACUAAGUUCUCAUAGUUUAAAAGCACUUACAAGAUUAGAAGAAGUUAAGAAAUUUGAGAUUGACCCACUGCUUAAUUAAAAGUAAAGCAAAAUUAAUAAUUUAAGUAGAAGUAAUGAACAUUAAGUUAAUAUAAAAAGAUAACUUAUUAGUUAGGAGCUAAAUUAAUAUGUGGUAUUUAAUAAGUCUCUCCAAAAAUAUGAAGUAGAUAUAUCGUUUAUAUCCUAAAAGGCUAAAAGCUUAUAAUUAUCUUAAAUUGAAAGAUAAAAUCUUCUUAAUUUAUACAUCAAAGAUAACGCUAACAAGUUACAAGAUCAAAUAUUGAAAUUAGUAAAGAAGAAAAAAAUAGAAUGGACUGUGCAAAAAAAUAAAAUCGUUGGAGGUGGAGGAGCUUGUUGUAGCAAAUAAUACGAAUCAGAUCAAAUAAGCAUAAAUCCAAUGGAAGCUAAAAUAUAAAUUUAUAAAGAAAUAGAUAUUAACCUUAAAAUAGAUAAAAAUUUUUAGAAGGUAUUCAAUAUGCAUGUUAUUUAAGCAAAUUUAGAUAGUAAUUAGAUGAAAAAAUUAAUACAAAAUGGAGAACAAGCACAAACAAUCAAAAUAUUGUUAUAAAAUUUGAAUCUUAUUAAAUAUCAAUUAACCAACAAAAUAAACGAUUACAGAGUUUAUGUUAUCUAAAUAUUUAAUCUAUGUUUUUAGCAUUUUAUAAGUGGAGUUGAUCAUAUUUCAACGCAAGAUCAAUUCUAAAUAAAUGAAAUAUUGUAAGAAUUUAUUAAUCAUUUGAAGCAAUCAAUUUUUGCUUAUCCAUGCUUAGAUUUGUUCUACUUAUUUUCCUUCUUACAAGCUAUUAACGAAAAGGAUUUUAACAAAACAAGCAAAUUUAAUUAAAUUCAACUAAUAUCUCAAUUUUUUAGUUUGGAUAUGGAAGGAAGUAUUUUUGAAAAAAAAGUUUAAUACUGUGACUAUUAGUUCCAAAAAGUUCUAACAGCUAAGGAACAAGCAAAACAAAGUAAUAAACAAGAACUUGUUUAGUAUUUAUAUUAUGCAGCCUUUUCAACUCCUAAAGAUAAAACAGUAAAAAUAUGGGAGAUUAUUGAUAAAGUAGAUAAAAAAAUAUAAACAAAUAAGGACAUAAUAGUUCGUUAAAUUGGAGCGUUAUUUGCUGAGAAAAAAUAAUAUUUUUGCUCCUAUCCCUUUGAAGAAUUUUCUUUUUACUCUAAAAAAUUUAUCUAGCUAAGUGAAAAUUCAACUUCUAGCUAACUAUCUAUUUAUCUAUUGCAGCAAAUCAGCUACAUAUUAGAAAAGUAUUAAAACGAAAAUAGAGAUGUAGAUAUUUCUUAGAGAUAUUACAUACUAAAUGAAGAUUAAAGCUAUGAUAUUUUUAUUAAAAUGCUUUAGCAUUACUAAUUGUAAGAAAAUCCCUCUGAAAAUUUUUUACUUUAUUACAAGUUCUCUUUUUAAGAUAUUUAUUUCAGGUUCCUCUCAAAUAAAAUCCUAUUACAACUUUAUAGCUUAAAUAUAAAAAAAGAACAAAUAUGGGUUCCUCUCAUAUAUGCUUACGCAACUGAGAAAAACUAGUCUAUUAAAAUUUUGUUUUACAAAAAUUAAAACUUUAUUCAGGAUCUUAGAAAAGAAAUAGAUGACAAUUAGAAGAGUUUUGCUCUCUAAUAAGUAAUUUAAUACAAAUAAUUUAGGAUUUAAAAUCUUUUGGGUAAUCAGAUAUAAUAGGAAGAAAUAUUUGAUUUGGAGGAAGAAUUCUUAGAUUAAUAAGAUUUGAUUGAGAAAUUAGAUUUUAGCUUAAUAGAAAAGUGGUAUUUAGAUACAAAGCACGAAUUUGAUGAAAGAAUAGCAAGUUAAGAUGAAAAAGAAAUUAAUGAGUUAUAUAUAGAUUAAUACUUCAUAUUUUUAUCUGGAAACUAAUCAUUUUGUUAGCAAUAAAAAUAAGAAGAAGAAAAUUUAAUGAAUACCAAAAGUGCUAUUUCUAUUAUUCAAGAUAAUUUUUUGACUUAAGAUCCUGGCAUGAAUAAAAAAUGCAAAAUAUUAGGCAUCACAGCAUAAGGAGGCUCUGGAAAGUCUAUUCUACUCUAAAAAUUGUAAGCAAAUUUAAUGAAGUAAAAAUGGAAUCCAUAUUAACAAAGGUGUAAUGGCCAUACAGACAAUAAAUUUAAUAAAAAUAAUGAGAAUAACUAUGUUAUACCUAUUUUUAUUAAAUUCAAUGACUUAAGUGUAAAGAAUCCUUCUAUCAACAAUUACCUGCUGAGUAUGAAUUUAGAUAAAAAAUAAAUUAAACUUUUGAAGGAAACAAAAUAAUAAAAGCUAAUCUUAUUAGAUGGAUAUGAUCAAUAUCAAGGAGAUUACAUGACGAUUUAUUCUUAGUUAGAGUUGGAGGAAUGGAACAAUACCUAUAUUAUUAUAACUUCAAGACUAGAAGGAUUCACAAUUGAUGAUGCUUGUACUUAUUUUAGUCAAGAGGAUGAAUUUGGAAGAGUAGACUUAUCAUCUUACUGUUUAGUUGAAUUUAAGAAUUUAAAAUAAAAAGAUAUAAUUUACUACUGCAAUCUGUGGGAUGUUUCAAUGCAAAAUAGAUCAUAAAAUUAAGUUACAGAUAAUUAAAACGAUAAGAUAACUAAUGAAAAGUAAGGCCAGCUUAUUUAAAAAAUACAAAAGUGCUUUUAAAAUAAUUAGCUUGAGUCUAUACUUUACUAACCUUUAAGUAUUCACUUUUUAGUGAAGAUAAUAUAUAGCAAAAAUAUAGAGGAUAUAGAUACUUUGUUAAGUGAUUUAAAUGAAUAGAUUUUAAUUGUAGAUUUUUUUUUCAAAGAAUAUUUCUAAAAAGAGGCAGAAAACUUUAUGAGCUAAAAUAUAUUGGAUGUAAAGAAUCCUAUGCUAAGCUAUAGCAUUACAAACUAAUUCUUUGAAUUCUUUUAAAAUAUAGCUAUGUAAAUGUUUAUUUCGAAAGAAAAGUAUAAUAACUAUUUAAAGUUAGAUUAUCAGCAGAUGAGGUUUACUAUUUCAUAGAAUGUCUUUCAAUCUUUACAAGAUCCUUCGAAGAUUUAAGCAUUGGAAUUAGCACUUAAAUAAAAACUAUAAAAUUUAAUAGACCAAGGGCAAAUAUUAAGAUUAACUAACAAAGAACAUUAAAACUAAAGAGAACAAACUACAAAUCCAAAAGAAUAUGUUGAGUUUACAAGCAAAUAUCUUUAUGAGUAUUUUUCUGCUCGAGCUAUGAAAUGGGAUUUUGAUUUUCAUGAAGAAAAUAUAUAUGCUCUUGAUAUUUUGAAAUUGGAAAAGUUUAAUAUCAACAAAAAGAUUAUUAUGAAUCCAGGUGUUAAGUAGUCAGAGCAGUAAAUCAUCUUUAAAUUCUAGCAGCUCAUUAAACAUUUAAUAUAGUCAAAUGAUUUUUAGGAGACUUACAUAAACCAAGAAAUCUCCAAGAAUAAUAGAUAUAUUUAGUAUAUUAAAAGAUCAAAUAUUUCUAAAAGUACGGAAAUAAGUAAAAUAGAUAUUGGCUCUUCUAACAUGCUAUCUAUUUUAUUUUCAUCAAAGUUUGCUUUCCCUUUUCUCAAUCUUUAGAAAUGUUCUUUCUCUAGAGCUUACAUUCCUUUUAGCAAAAGUAUAAAUAUAAAUUUCUAAUAGUGCAAUUUAGAGAAUUCUUAUAUUGAUAAGUUUAAUCUCCCUUGCUUUGAGACUUCAAAUUUAAAGAAUGCAAUAUCAGAUUAGUUUUAGAAGGUGUUUGACUUGCAGAAUAUUUUUUCGUUUAAAGAUAUUGUUUUCUUCAAAAACAGCAUUUUGAUUACAAUUAGUGAAACUGGAUUUAUUAACAAAUUUGAUGCAUAAAAUAAUUGCAAAAAUAUAAACCUAAUAAAAUCUAAGCAAAUAACUUGUGGAUAAUUAUAAAACAUUUACAUGAUAAAUAGCAACUAAUCACUACUUGCAUCUACUAAACGAACACUUUUUCAAAUUAACCCUAAUACAUUUGAAACACAGAAUACUUUUACAUUUUCUGAGGAAAUAGUCAAAAUCUCAAUAUGCCAGGAUCAAUAUGUUGUUACCCUUGAAGAUCAAACUAAAUUCUAUGGUAAUAUCUAAAAUGGUUUAAUUAAUUUAGAUAAAAAUUUAAUAUAAGGUACAUUUUCUUUACUUACAAAAGACUAUAUAAUAACCUAAAAUGAAAACAUAUUAAAUAUGUACAGUUUAUAAUAGAAUUUAUAAUUGAUAAUUUCUAUUCCGUUUGAAAAGAAUGCUUUACUCAAUUCAGCAAUUUCAAAAAAUGGUAAAUAUAUUGCAACGAUAUCGGAAGGUAUAAAUAUCAAGGUAUGGGAUUUAGAAAAUGAAUGUAAACUUGUUUAACAAAUCUAAGGUCAUACUGAUAAUAUUUUAUCUAUAGCAUUUACCUCAGAUGUCAAAUACCUAGCUACAGCUUCAAUGGAUAAAACAUGCAAAAUAUGGAAUUUAGAGAGAGGGUUUUAACUUAUUAAAACUUUAGAAGGACAUACUACUCCAAUCUCUACAGGGGCUUUUUCAGAUGAUGGAAGAUUUAUAGCAACAAGUUCAAGCGAAUUCAUUUGCAAGGUUUGGGAUUUUUCAAACGAAUUUCAACUAAUUAAUUCUUUUGAAGCACACUCAGCUCAAAUUUCGUAAAUUGCAUUUUCUAAUAAUAGCAAAUACCUAGCAACAAGCUCAUGGGAUAAAACUUGCAAAAUCUGGGAUAUCAACUAAGGAUUUGAUCUUACUUAUACACUAUAAGGUCAUACAGUUUAAAUAUCCUCAAUUGCAUUUUCUUUUGAUGGAAAGUACAUUGCUACUGGUUCUGGUGACAGCACAAGCAAAAUUUGGAAUGUUGAAAAAUCUUUUGAAUUAAUGCAUACUUUAAAAGGACACACAGGCUAUGUUUCUUCAGUUGCUUUUUCUUUUGAUGGGAAAUACUUUGCAACAGGUUCAAGCGAUACAACAUGCAAAAUCUGGAGUAUUGAGAAAAAAUUUCAAUUACUAAACACAAUUGAAGGCCAUUAAAAAUUUAUUUUUUCAAUUUAAUUUUCUCCAGAUAGUAAAUAUUUAGUUACAGGUUCUUAAGAUUAAAUUUGCAAAAUUUGGGAUGCCUAGAAUUCAUUUGAGUUUAUCACAUCGAUUUAAGGAAAUUUAGUAGCAAUAUCUGGAGAUUGUUAGUAAAUUGCAACAGUUUGUGGAGAUAAAGUGUGCAAAAUCUGGGAUACAACAAAAUAAUUGGAAGUUAUUUAUUCUUUCUAAGCGCAUCAAAGUUAAAUUCGCUCUUUAGCUUACUCUAGCGAUAGUAAAUAUCUAGUAACUUGCUCAACAGAUAAAUCUUGCAAAUUAUGGAAUGUAUAAAAGGGAUAUUAAUUAAAAAAUGUAAUAAAAGAUUUUAGAACAAGUGUGUCUUCUGCUGCUUUUUCGGCUGAUAAAAAAUUUUUAGCAGUAAGUUUUGACGAUAAAACAUUUAAAAUUUGGAAUAUUGAAAAGGAAUUUGAGAUAAUUGAGUCAACGUUAGGUCACACUGAUUCAGUUCUUUCAUCUGUAUACUCAUUAGAUGGAAAAUAAUUUGCCACUGGUUGUGCAGACUCAAAUUGUAGGAUUUGGAAUUCAGAAAAAGGAUUUGAACUAGUUAAAACAAUUAAAGGACAUUCAAAAGAAAUCACAUCAGUAGCUUUUUCUAGAGAUGGAAAGUACUUUGCAACAAGUUCCACAGAUAAAACUUGCAAAAUUUGGAACAUAAAUAACGAUUAUUAACUUAUAUACACUAUAAGCGGACUACUAGAUAUCAAUUCACCUAUAGCAUUUUCUUUAGAUAGUAAAUAUCUGAUAACAAACUAUGAAGACAAAACUUGUAAAGUUUGGAGUGUAAAUAACAAUUUCUAAGUUCUUUACACUAUUCAUGGUCACACAGAUUUUAUCUCAUAAUUUGCUUUUUCAAUGGAUUAAAGAUAUCUUGCUACGGCAUCUAUUGAUUAAACAUGUAAAGUUUGGAAUAUUUGUAAAGAUUUUGAACUUUUUAAGUCACUUUAAGGCCAUUUUGAUUAGAUUUCAGCUGUCAAUUUUUCUCCAGAUAGUUCCUAUUUGAUAACAGGUUCAAAAGAUAAAACCUGCAGAGUUUGGAAUGUUAACAAAGGUUUUGAAUACACAAGUUUGAUUGAAGGUCAUAAAGACUAGAUUAAUUCAAUUGAUUUCUCAAAAGAUAGCAAAUAUUUAGCUACUGGUUCUGCUGAUUAAACAUGUAAAAUAUGGAAUAUAGAUAAGGGGUUUCUUCUGAUAAAUACUAUUUUAGGGCAUUUUGAUGUUAUUUCAUCUGUUUAAUUUUCAUUAAACAGUAAAUAUAUUAUAACAAGUUCUUGGGAUUCAACUUGCAAAAUUUGGAAUUUUGAAAAAGGAAUACAGUUUAUCAAUAUGCUGGACAAUCUAUCUUUAAAUUAAAAGCCAUAUGCGCUCUCUUAAGAUAGAAAAUAUUUGGCAAUUUGCUGUGAUAAUAAAGCUUGCAAGAUUUGGAAAUUACAGAAAUAAAUUUAGUUGAUAAAUACAAUAAAUUAUAACUAAGGUAAUAUUUAACAAAUAGCUUUUUCUGCUGACAGUAAAUUCCUUGCAACUAGUAAUGGAGAUAUGUAAUGGAAAAUAUGGGAAGUAAACAACCAAUUCACAUAAAAAAAUUGCAAUAUAGAAUGUAGUAAUAAUUAAGAUAUGAAUGAAAUAUUCUUUAUAGUUAAUAAUGAUAAAUAGGGUUUCUAAUAGCAAGAGAAGGUUAUCUUUAAUAUAAGAGAAUAAAAUAAAAAUUUGUCAGAUUUAAAGAAUAUGGAAAUCUUCGAAUAGAUAUUUCAAAUAUGA
Tetrahymena thermophila SB210 is the source of this 7011-nucleotide messenger RNA. RefSeq names its product WD domain, G-beta repeat protein. NCBI's taxonomy places the organism in Eukaryota, Ciliophora, Oligohymenophorea, Hymenostomatida, Tetrahymenidae. Gene Ontology annotation, molecular function: protein binding. The transcript has 2 exons. The record is from RefSeq and is a predicted model, not a curated record.